This is a messenger RNA of Hydractinia symbiolongicarpus, 3014 nucleotides long. Its product is annotated as zinc finger MYM-type protein 1-like. The transcript has 2 exons. Lineage: Eukaryota; Metazoa; Cnidaria; Hydrozoa; Anthoathecata; Hydractiniidae. The coding region runs from base 401 to 2857 and encodes 818 amino acids. The record is from RefSeq and is a predicted model, not a curated record.
UAUUUUACGGACCUUCCUCUUCCGUGACUGAGUUGAUGGAUACGGCAAAAAGCGACUGACAUCCGAAGAAUUUUCAUGCAAAUUGAUUGGCUUGCCGGCCGAAAUAACGUAUUCUGAUUGGUUUACAAAAAACUGACGACUUUGACCCAUAUUUACGGUAUUCGAAGUGUGAUUCAGCCUGUAUUUUCUUAUAAUAAUUAAAGCUUUCAUAAACCGAUACCGUGUAAUUAAAAUUUCGGACCAAACGAAAGCAAUUAGGUGAGCUUUUUCGGACCAAAUGAAAGCAAUCAAAGGCUUUUCGGACCAAAUGAAAGCAAUCAAAGGCUUUUCGGACCAAAUGAAAGCAUGCAGGACUUUAUAAUGGGUGAUCAGGGCGUAUUGUUUCUCUUUUCGAGAAAGCAUGGCGACUUACGACAUGUUUGACCGAAUACGUGCUGAAAUGAGAAGUAAUAAUUUUUUGUAUAUGCAAGAAAUCUAUGAGAAAUCAUUAAAAAAAAUCAAAUCUUUGUGUCACAAAGAUCUUUACCAAAGCUUAAACGAUGGAACAAUAUCUCGAAAUUUUAAUGCAGAGGUUUAUUUUCCAAAGUUAUUGUGGAGGAAAGACCCAGGGAGUUCUGCAAUUGCUUUGUGUUCUGAAGCCACUGGGAAUUGUUUGUUCAGCUCCAUGUCCCUGCUUCUUGUUGGCGACAACACACUGGUUGACGAGCUGCGACAUUUAACUUCGUUAGAACUUUUUCUUCACCCUGAGGUAUAUAGUAAGCAUCCUGUUUUAGUUUCUUGCUAUGAAAAACAUCAAGGUAAGUCAUUUAAAUCUUUUAAUUGUAUUUUACAUAUGAGCAUGUCUUUUUCUGCAACUGAAACUGGUGUAACACCAAUAGACUUUGUGAGAAAUGAAGCUGUUUUGAACUGUACUAACCAGACUUGGUGUAGUUUGCUGUGCAUGUUUGCUUUGUCUACGGUAACAUCAAAAAACAUCUUUUCCUAUUUCCCUGACUGUGGUGAUGAGAGAGAUAAACUUUUAUUUAACUGCAAAAUUGAACCCAUGUUUACAUCAUUAAACGAUAAAGUUACUGAUGCUCAUAUUUUGUUUUGUCUGCAAGGUGUUCAUGCAGAAUGUGGUCAGACUUUUAAAGCCAACCAUUUUGUGCCAGUAUUAUUUCUUCCUAAUGGUACCAAAAGGAAACUAAUUCAACAUUCCAAAAAAAUCUUGCCGCAGUCUAAAAAACCCUGUUUGUUCCCAAAAGAUGGGAAGGUACAAUCAAAGUUGUCGUUUUGGACAGACCAGCGCAGCGACAAACUUAUUUUGCCUACUUGUAAGAAAAAAGACUUACCCCAAAUAAAAGAGGAGCACAAAACUGUUGUUGAUGUUUCUUCUAUGCCUCCUUUUGCUGGUAGUAGUAAAGUUAAUUCAGAUACUGUUGUUUGUGAUAGUGCAUUGUCCAAUGCACCAGACACAACUACUAGUCAUCCUCUGUGUUCAUCUUUAAACUAUCCUCAAACUUAUUUUGAUGUCUCAGAUUACACAGAUAAAGUUUUUCAAAUAAAGGAUGAUCCAUUAAAAGUUCAUGAACUUAUCCAAAAUGUUUAUAAACCUGAUCAUUCUUAUAAAUUUCCGAAAACAAAUAGGUCUUUUCGUUUUGAGUGGUUAACAAAGUUUUCCUGGUUAUGUUAUUCACCCAAGGUUGAUGGAGCUUAUUGUCUGCCAUGUGUUUUGUUUGGACACAAGUUUUCUUCCAAAUUAAGUAAAAUUAAAAAACUGUUUUCUGAACCUUUUAAGUACUGGCCUGAUGCUUGUGCCAACUUUGUGAAACAUGAGUCAAGUACUGGCCUUCAUGCUUACACAUCUGCUACGUUUACUAGUUUUAUGGCUAACUAUUUUGGUAAUUCUCAGCCGAUUGAUGUGCUUCUUGAUACUAACCAUCAGAAGAAAAUUACUGAGAACAGAAAGAAAUUGAUACCAAUUGUUCAGGCCAUUAUUUACUUUGGUAGACAAGGGCAUGCUUUAAGAGGUCACCGUGAUGACUCACAAUAUCAUGGUGAAUUAGGAGAAUUUUCUGGUGGUCGGGUAGGAAAUUUUGUUGAACUUUUGAAUUUUAGAGUACAAGGUGGAGAUACAGCUCUUGCUGACCAUCUUAAAACUUGUCCCAAAAAUGCUACAUACAUUUCUAAAACUACCCAGAAUGAAUUAAUCAACUGUUGUGGAUCUGUAAUUUUGGAUGAAAUAAUCCAAGAAGUAAAAUCAAACACUUUCUUUUCUAUUCUGGCAGAUGAAGCUGCUGAUUUAUCUAAUAAAGAGCAAAUGUCCUUAGUUUUACGUUUUGUUGACAGUAAUUUGAAUAUACGUGAGGAGUUUGUUCAAUAUAUUCAUUGUGAUGAAGGGCUGGCAGGUAAAGACUUGAAGUCUGUUCUCUUAAAGUCACUUCAUAACCUGACUUUAAAUAUUAAGGACUGUCGGGGUCAAGCAUAUGAUGGUGCAGGUGCUGUUGCUGGGUAUAAGAAUGGACUUUCUGCCCAUAUUCUUAAUUUAAAUAAAAAGGCUAUAUAUGUUCAUUGCAACAGUCAUCGUUUAAAUUUAGCAGUUGGAAAAUCUUGUACAAUCAGCUUAGUUGCCCAUGUGAUGGCUAAAAUAAAACACAUUUCCUAUUUCUUUAACUAUUCUCAAAAAAGACAGCAAUCCCUUAUGAUUAACAUAGAUAAAUAUAGUCCGACUUCUAAAAAAACUAAAUUAAAGGAUGUUUGCCGUACUCGGUGGGUUGAACGAAUUACUGGUUUAGAUCUCUUUCAAGAGUUAUAUGUGCCUAUUUAUGUUACUUUGGAAGAGAUGAAAUUAAACUUAAAUCGACAGUUCAGAUGUUGAUAAAGUUUUAAAUAAAUUUGCUAAAGAUAAAAGAAGACUUGAAUUAAUAUAAAUUUUUCCACUAUACAAUCUAGAACAAAUUAAUGAAUAAAUAAAUAAAUAAUUAAAUCUUACCCACUCCUAAUUGAAAAAAAUAGUAACCAUUUAUAUAAAAUAA